Molecule: messenger RNA, 4908 nt
Organism: Monomorium pharaonis (pharaoh ant)
Lineage: Eukaryota; Metazoa; Arthropoda; Insecta; Hymenoptera; Formicidae
Exons: 11
Coding region: 778-2307 (509 amino acids)
Source: RefSeq, a predicted model, not a curated record
UUUUAAAGAUGAUGCACAGUAAAAAAUAUUUUGUAUUUGUGUUAAAAUUUUUCCUUGUAAAAAGUUUUGUGUUAAAUUUUUAACACAGUUGUGUGUUAAUUUACCAUAUUACUGUUGUGUUAUUUGGACUUUUGUAUGUUAAAUUAAUAUUAACUAUUUUUAAAAGUUAAAAUAACACAAUUUAUACGUAAAUACAUGAAAUCUUGGUGACGUAUUUUAUAUGUUAAAGUGAACAAAUAAAAUAUGUUACUUUCCUCUUUGUAACAGUUACCAUGUGUUAAAUGAACAUAUUUCUCAUGUUAUUAUAAAGAGAUCGUUGUCUUAUACCGUUUGAUUCCCCCCAAACCCCACGCAACGCGACGUUCUUGUGUUUAUAGCCGCUGCAACAGACCAACAAGUCCCUGCGUGUAGCGAACACGGAUGGCGUAGCGUAUGUACCUCACUUUUCUCACUUUAGUGAUUAUGUGUAAGUGUGAAGUUAUCGCUUGAGACUACCGUGUUUUUUUCUGCAUAAGAAGCAUUUUUCUAAUUCCCACUCAGUGAUCUCAGUGUGUCGAUUACGACCGUCAUAAUUAGCUCGCCGGCUAUUGAAUUCCAUUGAAAACGAAAUUAAUUGUAUAAGCAUCAACUACGUCGAUAAAGAAUUAUAGUCGCAGAAUAGCGCCAAACGAAUUUGAAAAACAAGGGGAUUGUUUUAUUUUUCUACGCAAGAGUAAAAUCGUGUGCGAAUACGAAACUCUGGACAAAAUUCUUAUUCCUCUAUAUUUAUCGUUAAACAUGCAGGAAAUUAAUAUAAAUUAUUUAUUCUGCGUUUUGCAAUAUAAAGAUGAUAAAGUAUGGGUAAAAAUUGAAGAGCCAUGUAAUUUUCACCAUUUUAUUGUAAAAGCCGAAGAAACUUUUCCCUCAUUAAGAAAUACAGAUUUCAUAUUCACUGACAUAAACAAUGCUAAACUGGAAUCAGAUAUUUUAUUGGAUUAUGUUCGAAUAAAUCCACGAGGAGUUAUAAUUAAAAUAAAAACUGUUACAAAUAUCAUUGAUAUCUCAUUUUCGCAAACUUCUGAAGAAAUAAAUAUACCAUCUACAAGUUCAGAUAGAGAUGCAGGUAGUUCUAUUGUAGUAUCAGAUAUUUCUGAUAUUAGAUCGGAUAGUGAUCCUGAAGAAUAUGCAUCAUCCUCAAAAAAAUGCAAAUUAAAUACUACCGCUUUGGAAAAUGAAAUUAUAUCAAAAAAUAAAUUACGUAAAAUAAUAAAAGAUUCGGCGUGCGGACAAGAAAUACUUAACGAUUAUGAAAAAAAUAAAUAUUUAUCGGAAAGGAGUAGAAGGCUUGUAGUAAAAAUUGUUGUGCAACAUUUAAUAAAAUAUAAAGAGAAAGUAAACAGACAAAUUUUAUCUCAUGAAAAAUGUAGUUAUGCACAAGCUAUUAUUGACCUCUUUCCAAAUUUAAAAAACACUGAAGGUGAUCUUGGCUAUGAACAUUUUUAUAAUCCUGAAACUGGUACUGGAUAUAUUGCUUCACGUUUAUCGAACGUACAACGAAAGAAAAGCGUUUCAAAAAUUGUUUUUAAUAAAAAACAAAAAGAAAAUAUCGAAAAUAUCAAUAUAAGAACUGAGUAUGCUGAUGAAACAGAUACUAUUAAAGACUCUAUAGAUUUUAUGAAACAUGCAACAUUGGAACAGAAAGAUAAAAUUAUAGAAAAAACUAAAGAAACUUUUAAAGUUAGACGAUAUUUAUAUAUGAAUGAAAAUUUUUUUAAUGUAUUUCCGAGAUUUUUGGACAUCCCGGAUUUGAUUGAUGUAGAAUUUAAUCUACUUUUUCCUGAAGUUGAACAAGACAAAUUUUGCCAAAUAUAUGUAGAAUAUGUUAAUGCUAUUUUAUCAGUUUACGAGACUGAAAAGAAUAACAUUUCUCUUGAAUGGAGUCGUGUUACUAACUCCUUUAUUGCCUUGACACUAUUGUUACCACCAACAGCAAGAGGAAAAAAAUUAGCUGCAAGAGAUAAAGCAAACAAUAUUGUCAAAAAAUUGAUUGUUUUUGUGCAGAACGGAACACCGUUGCAUUCAAAUGAAAACGUUAAUCAACCAAGACUUGUCGUUGUCGGUCCUAACAAAAUAGCAUUUGAACAAUGUUUUCUUGAAAUAGACAAGAAAUUUAUUUUACUACCAACGAAUGAUAUAAUUAAGUCAAUUGAUUAUUUGUUCAAAGCUCACUAUGUUUUUCAUGUCGAAUUUGAGAAUGAUCUUAAAAAUUUUUGGAUUUUUCUUCAACAUUAUUAUUACAAAAUUCCAAUGUUACUUAUGCAAAUAUAAAACAUUAAAGAUUAAAGACAUAUCUCGUCACUUACGUGAUGUACAUAUAUUGUUUGAGAGCUCUAAUCUUAUUUUAAAAUGUUGCGCAAAUACAGAUUGUCCUGCUGUUUUUAGAACAUAUUGUGGCUUUACAAAACAUUUAAAAAAAUGCAUUCUUCUAAAAGAAUCUGUACCUUCCACAAGUAACGAUUAUGCACAACCAAAUAUUAAAAGUUAUGAGGAUUUUGAAGAUCUUGAUAUUACAAUUGAUAGUUGUAAUUCAGCUAAUAAUGUAGAUUUAUUAAAUAAAUCAUAUAUUGAAAAAAAUCAACUAACAGAAACAAGUAUAAAGAAAAAUCAACUACAGAAAACUAUUUCGAAUUACGUAGCACAUUUAUAUUCUUUACGUUUGCCUGAUCUCGUUAUAACAAAUAUUUUAGAAACAACAUUAAACUUAAUAUUUCCACUUAUUGAUGAUAUAUCAUUGAUUUCAAAUUUGGAUGAGCGUCAAAGUCUUACUAAUGACUUUAAAGUUACAUUUGAAAAUCAUUUGACCGUGUAUAAACGAAAUAAAAAUUUGUCACCAAAUUUUAUUCAGCCUAUUAAAAAAGCUCAUGGUGUUGGAAUAAAAAAAAAAUAUGAUAGUAAAAUACAAUGCUAUAAACAAGUUCCAGUAACACGUACGUUUACGUAUGUACCUAUAUUAAAAACUCUUCAGUUUAUAUUAAACAAUAAAGCUGUUCAACAAUACUUUACUAAUGAUAUUACGGUAAAUAGUAAUGCUUACACUCAUUUCGUUGAUGGUAAAGUUUAUAAAACUAAUAAUUUUUUUCAAUUAAAUAAAAAUGCAAUUCAAAUUCAACUUUAUUUCGAUGAAUUUGAAGUAUGUAAUCCUUUAGGAAGCAAAACUGGAACUCAUAAAAUUGGAGCAUUUUAUUUUACAAUUAAUAACUUUCCUAUUUAUAUUAAUUCAAAAUUAAAAAAUAUUUUUUUGGCAGCGUUAUGUUAUAAUGCUAAUAUUAAACAAUUUGGAAUAAAUCCUGUAUUAGAAGUAAUUGUCAAUGAUAUUAAAAUUCUCGAAAAUCACGGAAUAUUUAUUGAGUCUUUAAACACAUACUUAAAAGGUACACUAAUAUCUACAUCUUGCGAUAAUUUAGCAGCAGUUAUGUUGUUGGGCAUGAAUGAAUCAUUUAAUUCUCAUUAUUAUUGUAAAAUCUGUACAAUGAAUAAAAAAGAAGCCCAAAAAGCAUGUAUUGCAAACUCAAGUUUAUUACGAAGUACGGAAAGUUUUGUUUAUUUAGCAGAGCAACAAAAGUAUGCAAACAACGAUACAAUAAAUUUUUUUGGAAUAAAACAUAAAAGUGCACUGUUAAAUUUAGCUUAUUUUAAAAUUUCAAAAAAUCUCAAUAUUGAUGUAAUGCAUGAUUUCUUAGAAGGAAUUUGCCAAAGAGAUUUAAAAUUAUUUAUAAAUUUUUGUAAAGAAUCUGGACUUAUUACUUUAAAUGAUUUAAAUGAUAAAAUACAAGCGUUUGAUUAUGGCUUAUGUAAUAAACAAAAUCAUCCAAGCAUUAUACUUCUCAAUAAACAUUCAAAUUUAAUAGGACAACGUGCAGCACAAACUCUUUGUUUAAUAAUUUUUUUGCCUUUAAUUUUACAAGAUGUAGUUCCAAAACUUUAUGAGAAUUUUAAUAAAUGGAAAGUAAUUUUACUACUCUUAAAAAUGUUAAAAAUUGUUUUAUCACCAAGGAUUACACCUAGUAUGUUAAAUGAUUUACAAACAACCAUAAAAGAACAUCAUGAACUUAUAAUUAAAGAAUAUUCUGUUUUUUUAACACCAAAAGAUCAUUUUAUCACUCAUUAUCCUAUGAUAAUAGAAGAAAUGGGUCCUCCUAGAGCUUACUGGACCAUGCGAUUUGAGAGCAAGAAUGGCUAUUUUAAAGAUUUAGCUCAUAAAUUAAAAAAUUUUAUAGAUGUUGCAUUCACUCUAUCAGUACGUCAUCAAAAAUAUAUUAUCUUUGAGUGGGAAAACAGAUUUAGUUUUUUAGAUGAACCAAUCCUCAAAAAUUUUAAAAAAGAAAGUUUAAAAUCUACUGAUUAUGCAACAAUAAUUGCAAAAAAUUUAAAUAUUACAUGUAAUACUUUUAUUUACGUUGGAAAAAGUGUACAAUUUAGGGGUACAAAUUUAAUAUUAAAUAAGUUUAUAUGUACAUCUUUUUCUGAAAAGUUUCCCAAUUUUGGUAAAACAAAGUUAUUUUUUGCUCUAAAUUCUGUAGUGUAUGUUUUAUUUGAAAGUUGGAGUACUAUUGAUAUAUCUCCAAUAAAUUUAGGAUAUAUUGUAAAAAAUAAUUCUUUAUUAUUUACAAUAAAAAUGGUAAAUUUACCAUUUACUAAAGCUUGGGAAGCGUACACUUCAGAAAAUCAUACGACAGUUAUUACUGAAUAUUUUUUAUAAUAUAAUAUAUAUAAUGUAACAGUACACUGACAGAAAAGAAUGCUUAAUUUAAAUAAAUAUGUAUUUGAAUCAAGCAUCCUUUUCUGUUAGUGCAAUGUAUAAUACUCUUGUAUCUUAUAUAAUACUUUUAUAUUGAAUAAAUAUUGAAUAAAACUAAUUUGUGCAAAAAA